Messenger RNA from Paramuricea clavata, 4849 nucleotides. The record is from the annotation of a GenBank genome assembly. NCBI's taxonomy places the organism in Eukaryota, Metazoa, Cnidaria, Anthozoa, Malacalcyonacea, Plexauridae.
AUGGAAACAGUUGGUGCUUUGCGGAUUUUUGAAAGGUCAUACAUAUCACGGGGUCUACAAUAUAAGGACAUGCUUGGUGAUGGGGACUCAGCAACAUAUAAUAAAAUUGUUCAGAGGAAGCCUUAUGGAGAUGAAUGUAUACCCAAGAAAUUGGAGUGCAUUGGUCAUGUCCAAAAACGGGUUGGCAGCAGGUUGCGCAAGUUAAAAAGUGCAAAUAAAGGUUUGAAAUUGGCUGAUGGGAAAGGCCAAAUGGCCAAAUCGAUUAAAGCAAGUUUAUACCAUGUUGCUUCGACAGAUUUAAACCCUCAACAUCAUCUUUGUCCGAAUGGCGAAGACAGUUGGUGCGGAUACAAGAGGGACGAAGAAUCGUACAAACACAAGAAUGGUAUACCUGAGUGCAUUGUCAAGAAAAUUAAACCAAUCUUUGAUGAAUUAAGCCAACCUCAAUUGCUCCAAAAAUGCACUCAUGGAAUGACACAAAAUGUCAAUGAGUGUCUAAAUGGCCUAAUUUGGGAUCGCUGUCCCAAAACCACAUAUGUGGAACAUGAAACUGUAGCUCUGUCUACAUAUUUGGCUGUCGUGAAAUUUAAUGAUGGGGACAUUUCCUUUCUAAAGAUUUUUGAAGACUUAGAUAUCAAGCCUGGUUCAUUUACUGUACAAGGUUGUCAAGAUUGUGACCAAUCACGAAUUGAGCUGUCGGCCAAAAAGAGCAAGGAAACAGUAAAAAGUAGAAGAAAAACAUUGAGGCACCUCAGGAAAAACUUUGUUGAUGAGAUAGAAGAGAAAGAAGGUGUGGUUUAUGAAGCUGGAAGCUUUUAACACUUUUUAAGGUACAUUGACAUCAAAGCAAACUUUUCAAUUCAAUUUUCUCAUUUUUGCUAUUUCUCAGGUAUCAUCGAUCUUUGUGACUUUAUAAUUUUGUAAAUAUUAGCUGUAUUAGAUUGAUAUUUGGUGUGGUUACUUUCAAUAACAUUAUCUAGUGAAUAAAGCUCUUCAGAUAUUGAUAUUUUUUAUCAUUGAUGAAUUAUUUGCAAAUUGCUUCCACAAAGGCACUAAUUUAUUCAUAAAAUUAUUCAAAUAUUUAAAAUUUGGCUCAAUUUUUUUUUAAAGGAUUUUAAACAAAAUUGAAGAGCUUUAGGCACUAGUUCAUUCUCCAAGCUUUCUGAAAAUAUAUUGUUCAUUAAAUUUGGUUCAUUGGUUCCUGAGUUAUGAUGUUUCCGAUGCUUUGCAAUUAUGCGUUAAUUAGUGGCCUCCAUAUUGGAUAAUUAGUGUAAUUAAUGUUUUUCCCAAAUUUUUUUCCAUGGGUCAAUUCUCUUUCCCUUACCCUUUCAAAAUAUGAUAUUUUCACAUUGAUCUCUUUAAAACUAAGAAAAAAGUUGUAGUGGGGUUUGACUACCUUACCACGCAUAAAUUUUUUAUAUUAUGGUAAUUGGCAUAUAAUUUUAAGAAGAAUCUAUAUCUUCAUUAUUCGCUUACAAAAUUUUUCAGCAAUUUUUUAUUAUUAUUUUUUGGCCAGCUUUAUUCUUCAGUUUCACGUUAGCAAUAGAUUGGGAGCGCUUCUUGGUUAUCUAUUUUAGAAGACAAGGGCUACACGCGCAAUAAGUUGUGGCUCUCUCCUCUGCAGAGGUUUAAGUUGUCCAUGAUUAAUUAAGACGACUAGUAUUGAAUACAUUUCGCUACACUUUACAUGGCAGAUUUGUGGGAUGUUGUGUAUCAAAUGUCAAGUGCCAUUUGCAAAUUUUCGACUUUUUCGUUUGAAUAUAUUUCGCUGAAGAAAAGUAUGCUUUUUAUCAUAUUUUGUAUUGGAUAAGUGACUCCGAAUUCUGCCGAAGGCUUAUUUGAUCUCAAGUAUGAAAUAUUACUGUUUAUAUAGCAUAUAAUUAUAACGGCCAUCGACCCUAUUAUCUCAUUUAAUAUCUUGUGGCUGUUGUGGCUGGCGGGCUGCUAAAAUUUGAAUUUGCGCGCGCAAGAAUUCGUACGUUUUAUAUUGCGUCAAAUAUUAGUUAAAAUCAAGAAUUCACAUUUUGAAUAAACACAUUAUUUUAAAUGGUAGGUUGUACUUGUUUGGCAAAACUCGAAAGCGUGUCUGAAACCACAUAGCAUAAACAAUAUGUGAAUAUGAAUAAUUAUGGCUACAUUGCUGAUUGCUACAAGUCUAAAAGCCAAAAUUAUUUGAGAGUAUAACUUGAGGAAAUCACAAUGUUAUCUAUCUGAAACAGAAAAUUGUUAACCCAAUAUAUAGAAUUGCUUAAGAUUAGCUAGACUGCCAAGUGGUCCACCUAAAAGCAUUUGGUUGCGAAAUAUCAGGAGGAACAACUCGAGCAAGUUCAACAACUCAAUUGUUGUUUAGAUAUUUUGCUAAUUUCACAGUCGAUUUAACACAAUUAGUUAAACCGUAAACACUACCACAGUAUAAUGAAAGUUUUUGAAGUUUCGCGCGAAGAAUGAAAGCACUCAGUGACGUCAUUUUUUUGUGAAACCGCUGGCCUUGGCUGGUCUUACGCGUCCGCUUGAGAAAGACAACAUGGCGUCGUUCUAUAAGGGCUCUUACAAAUUUCGAUGACCAAUUCCUCCUUACCUAAAAAGAAUUGUCCUUUCAAACUUCGCAAGUAACCUAACGUAAGUACAAUCUCUUGUUUGCACCUCAAUAUCUUUUUAGUGGAGUGUUCCGUUAAGAAACACUUUCUGGUGUAAUUCUACACUUGGAAAAGUUAAUUUACACCGGUUUGGUGUACAAAUGGAGGCAAGCAAUUUACACCAUCUUUGUGUUAAGAAACACUUCUUGGUGUAAUUCUACACUUCCAUAGUGAGUCACAUUCGGACGAAGAGACAAACCAUGACAAUAAUAACAUUUUUGAUGUUACUGUUAGUUUUGAUGGAACAUGGGCAAAAAGAGGAUUCACUUCAUUUAUUCGUGUUUAAUGCGAGGAAUUAUGCUGUUAUUGUCAAUCAUCAUAGUCAAAGACAACAUGACUGCCUUAUAAUGGACGAAUUCGAACGAUGACAAAUGUAUGGUUUACAAGCAAAUUUGCUAAAGCCACGAGAUGUACUCGAGCGUUAGCGGAAAAUGGAAAAAGAUCCAGAUACAACGUUUGUCUAUUCCUUAGAAUUACAUCAAAAUACUGAGAAUCGCGAACUAUAGUGUAUGUUGAACUAUUUAUCUCAUUGCCAUUGGAGACGCGAGUCAAAUGAGGAACCGCUCGAGUCAGCGGCUGAAAUGUCUUGGCCACCUCUUCGUGUUAAGAAAUGUAUUUCUCACAAAAUAUGUGGGUGUUAUGAUUUGUGUUGUAGCUGUAUAAAAGCUAACAAGAAAAUAUAUAUGUGUUGGAUUAACCAAUCCAGAAUUCAAUCUUUUCAAAUAUGGUGGUAGGCAAAAGGUCGCGGCAUGAUGAGCAUGUUGGUACCAUUUUUUACCGAACUCGAAGCGAGCUGUUCCGAUUAUGCCCUUCUAGUUUUAUGGACAUCUUCGUGUUUAGUCUGAUAAACCAUUGGUACAUUGUUGUUCGUUCUUUGACCCCAUUUCGAUAAAUGUUGUAUGUGUUGUAGUGGCUAUGCUAUGGUAAAUAUUUGCGAAGAUGAUGUUUGGUUAUGAAUAAUGAAGAUGAAUAUUAAAUAUUUACUAAAAUUGAAGGAGCUAAAGACUCGGUUCCUGAUUCAAACAAUCAUAUAUGUGUCUGAAGACCUUCAUUUUAAAGUUUUUCAAUAUCACAAAUUACUUGCAUGGAUGCUGGUUUCAGUUAUGACCAGUUCCUUAAAGCGCAUGAGUGCACGCAGACAAAGGCUAUUUCCCGUACAAAUGGGUCGAUUCCAUCGAGAAAUUAAACUUUCCCACAAUUUCCUGCAUUUCAUUAACGUUGUCCAAUACAGACAUCACAAACAAACAAACAAACAGUGCGAGUAUUGCCAGCGUGUAUGGGACGAGAACGGUAUGGAAACCUUUCAAGAGCGACUUUUGGAAGGAGAGAGACAUUGACAUUUUUAAGGAUGGUGUUAGUGUGCCCAGACUUACAAUUAAAUAUUUAUUUUCCAACGUGCCAAACUUUUAUUUUUCAUUCUUCGGCGAGAAGGAUAAAUAUUUAUAUUAUACAAUGAAAGACAACAACGCCAGGGGCCGCAGUAUAAUAAUUAACAUUGUUAACCGAUACCAUGAGAAGGAGAAAGCAUUUAUACGCAAAGUGGAAAUGAGAGCAAAAGGAAAAGAACUGAAACAGUGCAUACGACGCGAUUUUGGCAGUUGUGUUGGACGUACACUAUUUGUACUUUAUUGAUGGUCAAUUGAUUUUUGCAGUCGUGUGAGAUGUGUAACUUUUGUUUCGUCACAGUUUCAAUUUCGUCUUUAUACAGGUUUAGAAUUUUGCGUUUUCUCUUGUUAGGUUGAUGGUGGCAUGGCCACGACUACCACAGGUAAAGAAGUCAACAAAAGAAGUAUAAGGGGGGGGGUAAAAAGCUCUUGUCAUGGAGUGCUCCACAGCCAAAAAGAUGCAGGACAGGUCUAAGGAGAUCAAUUUACAUUACAAAUUUAUGGUCUGUGAUGGGGAUAGUAAAGCGUAUGGAAGGAAGUAUCUGGCACACCUAUGGUUGUUGCGAUGAUUGCAAGAAAUGGGAGAAGAUUGACAAGUUUGAGUACAGGAAAUGGCGUGAGUCGAAGGAUUAUGAGGUAUGGAAGGAAAGUCAUGAAAGUGGAAAGGCUAAAUGUGCAAGAGUUUCGAAAUUGGAUUGUGUUGGCCAUGUCCAGAAAAGAAUGGGAACUCACUUGCUAGAACUGAGGAAAAAAGAACCAAAGUUGAAGGAUGGAAAGAACAUCAGUGAAAGGCAGCAAACACCGACUCACGGACAAAAUCCUAGAUAA